GCCCCUCAGCCGUGCCCCGCGGGAGGGGAAACCGAGGCCGCAGCUGUCCAGUCCCAAGCCAGCCCGACUUCCCCAUGACCUCUGGCGGGUCGUUCUGUACUACAGGGCUUCAGGGAGGACGGGGCCACAGCGCUAGGGGACCCAUAGUUCAACAGUUGCAGGCUGUCACCUUGGCUUCCAGCAAUCUCCUUACUCUCUAGCCCUAAAAAAUCUGCCUGGAUUCUCUCUCCUUCUUUCCCUCCCUCCCUCUCCAAACCCCCACCUCUGCUACAGCCCCUCUCUACCCACUUCCCUUUAGAACUGGAGAUUGAACCCAGAGCCUCCUCAAGGUUAGACAAACUCUCUGUGACCUACAUUUCCAAGCCUCUUACUUUACUUUCUUUGUCAUUGGCGCUCACUAACUUUACUGGCUGCCCUUGGACUAACUCACUCGGUAGCCUAGGCAGGCCUUGAAAUUUUGAUCCUCCUGCUUCAGCCUCCCAAGAAGCUGAGAUCACAAGCCUGUAACACCAGGCUGGGCUUGGGUUUUAAAUUCUUGGUGUAUUUGGCCUCAGAUAAUUUUGUUACAUGGAAAAAAAAUAGACUAAGCAUUAUGCCUCCGUACCCCUACGCAGACAUGGCUAUUUCUUUCUCUCCACGAAUUUGACAGUGUCUUCACCCUCCUCCUGUGCUCCAAACCAUGGAAGCAUAUAUUUCAGUGAUACCGUUGCUAGAGAGUAUGACUUUCUGGGUGUCACAUGAGGAGUCAGAGUCAACUUCCCUCUUGACCUGUAUAAGGCCCUUGGGCAACCCCCUCCCCAUGGCUAGAUAGCUAUCCAGGCUUUUUGGUAGAGAGAAUGUAAUUUGGAGACUUAAACUACUCUAUGAAAGGAACAAGGGAAUUCGCCCAGCAUUUACCUUAGAGAAUGAGAGCCAUCUUUCAGUUGGCUGCCCAGAGGCCACGGCUAGAGGAGUGGAUGGUGAGAAGGUGAUAUAUACCAGGAGAAAGCCGUCAGCAUCUGGGAGUCAAAGGACUUCUUCUUUGAACUCGAGCCUCUGCCAGGAGCCGUGGAAGCUGUGAAGCAGAUGGCCAACCUGCAGAACACUGAUGUCUUCAUCUGCACAAGCCCCAUCAAGAUGAUCAAGUACUGUCCCUAUGAGAAGUAUGCCUGGGUGGAGAAGCACUUCGGCCCUGACUUUCUGGAACAGAUUGUGUUGACCAGAGACAAGACCGUGGUCUCUGCCGACCUUCUCAUAGAUGACCGGCCGGACAUCACAGGGGCCGAGCCACACCCCAGCUGGGAGCACAUCCUCUUUACCUCCUGCCACAAUCAUCACCUGCAGCUGAAGCCCCCUCGCCGGAGGCUGCACUCGUGGGCAGAUGACUGGAAGGCCAUCUUGGACAGCAAGCGGCCCCGCUGAGGGCUGUGCUGCGGCUCUCUCGUGGUCCAGUGUGGGGCUCGCAGCUCAUGACUGGACAGCAAGCAACCUGCUGAGGGCUGUGCUGCAGCUCCCUGGCAUUUCCUGGAGGACCCAAUGGAUCCUUGAUCAAGACAACCUCUCGACACACUCCCCUUCCUCUCCUGGCCCAGUCCUUUACCUGAUCUUGGGGCAGGGCUGGGAGAAAGGCAUUUGCUCUCGGGAAACUUGACCUAGCCUCAGGCAGGGGCCAUGCCACUGCCUCCCACUGCUUACAAUAGGGUGUUCUCUAAGGAACGGAGGGGCCCUGGUUUAGGAUCUGUGGCCUUUGUAAGGUAAAGAGUGCCAGGGGCAGAUGACAGAGGGUCCCUUGGCAGGCAUGUGCCCUUCCACCUCUAACAUGGCGCCCUGUCCAACUUACCCACUUAGUCUGUUCUCUCCUCCUGGUGUUCAGUGGCCACCAGGCUCUCUUGGAGGCCAACAGUGACCCUGCCUAUGGCUAGUGCUGUGGUCUCUUUCUCUGGUGUCCCUAGAUCCUAUUCACGGCCCAGCGAGGAGCCAGCAGGCUUGAUCAUUUGUUGACCAUGUGAGAAACAAAUGCUAUUCACAUGUAGCUACGGCCUUCUCUAGCACCUGCCCCAGGAUGAUCUCGUGUCCUCCGGCCUGUGAUGUAAGCAUCUGGGAGUCCCCCAUGGACAAACAGAGGUGGGCAUAGCUCUCCUUUCUGGUCCUCACGUGGUACCACGUGGGCGCAGGAGCGAAAUGGCCUCAAUGGCAGCACAGCUGGCAGCCUGAUGGUUCCUUUUGGUCCCAUUCUUCUGAGGGAGGCCCUGCUUCCCUCAAGCCCAGUACCUCACACAUGUUCUCCUAACCCUGAGUCAGGCACAGGGCCUUCUCUACGCUUUCCUCAAGGCCAAGUUUCCAUAGGCCUAGAAGCUGUUGUCACAGCCUCAGCACGUGUUCCUUUUGGGCUGGGUCCUUGGGAGGUGACGCUUGAACCAACUGCCCCUCCCUUGAGAAUUUUAGAAACGGUGCCAUUGGAGACCAGCUGCAUCCUCAGAACCUGUACUUGAGAUAGGCAUGAUGACACGCACCUGUUUUCUCAGCACUUAGGUUGGCACAGGAGUGUUGCUGUGGGUUCAAGACCAGUUAGGGUUGCAUAGCAAAGCCCUGUGUAAAAACAUUAAAAACCAGGACCCCAGUUUGUUUCCUGGCCUUCAUACUACGCCUUCAGCACCUGUGGCAGGUGAUCUUCUGACUGCCUAGGAACCGGGCUAGGUAGACAAAAAAAUGUGGGUGAGAACCCUGCUCUCAGAGCUGGCCAGGAAUUCCAUUUCCCGUUUUUUGUCUUAAGAGCUAAGCUCUGUCACCCAGGCUAGGUAGGGAGGUCCAGGACAUCCACCACCCAGUCUGGAGAAGGUUGCCCCAGGAAUCCCCUGCUUGAGCCCCUCUUGACUUGGCCUUAUGUGGCUUUCCAUAGUACCACCCCACUGUUAUCCCUUGUGCUGGUUGGGGGCCCUGCCAGUGCCGUGCCGGAAACGUGGCAGUUGUGUCUCUUGAUCCUGGAACUCUGGUUCAAGCAGGGCAGCAUCUGGUGAUGCCUUGACCUGGGGGCCUGGAAGAAAGCCAGUCCCUGGAGUGUGGGCUCUGUGCCUGCUCCAGAGACCCUGUGUUAUCUGAGGUAAGAUCUCACUCCCACGCGCCAUCUAUGCAGGACCAGGAAACAGUGUGAUAAAUGAGGUGGAUGAACUCAUUCCUGUGACUCUUGCUGGCUUGGGCCUGGCUCUCUCUUUCCUGUCAGCCAUACGGCCUGUUUUCCCGUGAUCCUUAUGCUGCCAAAUGCCAAGUCUCCCCUUAGAGUGACCUGGGCGGUCUGGAGCCUUACAGCCCCCAGCUGUCGCAGUGAGGGAAUUCUCUUUGCCUGUGACCUUCAGUGACAGGUUGGGGAUGGUCUGUCAUGUACCUCCUAAAUACCUGAGCUUUUUCCAAGUCAGAGAUCACAGCAACAAAUAAGGGUCACUCAGCCCUGCCUUGAAAAUACUGUGAUUCUAGUUCAGGGAACAGAAACCAGGGCCGCUCGUUGCUAUCCAGAAUCUGCCCCACCAAUGACAGACAACCCUGCUGUCUUAGUUAAGGGUACUCGUGCUAUGAUGAAACACCAUGACCAGAAAGAAAGUUGGAAAGGAAAGUAUUUAUUUGACUUAUUCUUCCAGUUGUGGUCAGUCCAUCACUGAGGGAAAUCAGGACAGGAACUCUAACAGGGAAGGAACCUGGAGGUAGGAGCUGAUGCAGAGGCCAUGGAGGGGUGCUGUUUACUGUCUUGCUCAGCCUGCUUCCUCAUAGAACCCAGGACCAUCUACCCUGGGACAGCACCAACCACAAUGGGCCAGGCCCUCCCCCAUCAAUUACUAAGAAAAUGCCCUACAGCCAGAUCUUAUGGAGGCUUUUUCCUCAUUUGAGCUUCCCUCCUUUCAUAUAGCUCUAUCUUGUGUCAGGUUGACAUAAAACUAGCUACCACAACUGACACCUUGUCAACUUGACACACAAAUCACAAAGCCACACCUUUCCUUCCUUCUUCAUCCCCAAGAUCACACAUUAAUAUGGACCUCACAAUAUAAAAUAUUUCAAACUUAAAAGCCCCACUACCUCACAGUUUUGAAUAUUUACAAUAUUCAAAGUCUCAACCGUGAACUCCUAUAAAAUAAAAAAUAAGUUAUUUUUUUUUACAUCAAGACGUAAGAGCCAGGGCAUAGUCAUAAUCUAAACAAAGCAAAACAAACCUCCAGCUUUAAAAACCUGGUAUCUAAUGUCUGGGAUCCACUCAGGAUCUUCUGGGAUCCUCUAAAGCUUGGGUCACUUCUCCAGCUCUGCCC
Molecule: messenger RNA, 4271 nt
Organism: Chionomys nivalis (European snow vole)
Lineage: Eukaryota; Metazoa; Chordata; Mammalia; Rodentia; Cricetidae
Gene: Nt5m
Product: 5',3'-nucleotidase, mitochondrial
Exons: 5
Coding region: 1066-1401 (111 amino acids)
Biological process (GO): pyrimidine deoxyribonucleotide catabolic process
Molecular function (GO): 5'-nucleotidase activity
Source: RefSeq, a predicted model, not a curated record